This is a messenger RNA of Hibiscus syriacus, 2707 nucleotides long. RefSeq names its product transcription factor TCP2-like. Gene Ontology annotation, biological process: regulation of secondary shoot formation. Gene Ontology annotation, molecular function: sequence-specific DNA binding; DNA-binding transcription factor activity. Gene Ontology annotation, cellular component: nucleus. The transcript has 6 exons. The record is from RefSeq and is a predicted model, not a curated record. The coding region runs from base 1065 to 2423 and encodes 452 amino acids. NCBI's taxonomy places the organism in Eukaryota, Viridiplantae, Streptophyta, Magnoliopsida, Malvales, Malvaceae.
ACCUCUCAUAUAAUUCAGAUUCACAACGCCAACACCAUCAGCUUCCAAAUAUCUUCUUCCCGUCUUUCCUUACCGUUUCCCAUUUCCUUGGAUUUUUUAUGUUCAAUUUUCUGUCCUAAAAUUUCUCUUACCAAACAUCCCAACCCUAGCUUUGCUGCAAGUUUUUUUUCGAUGGAGCUAAAUGGAGAUAUGACCAAGGAAAAAUCUGCUGGCAACCCUUCUUUCUUUUUUUGUUAAAUUAUUUUUUUGGAAGCCAAAGAAAAUCAGCUACAAGGUUCAUUGUUUGUUCCUGUCGCUUUAUCUGUGUUGUAACCGAUCUGUUUAGAGCUGAAGCUAAUUUCUUCAAAGUAGCUGUGGAAGAUUUGCAGAUCUGUUGUGUGGGUUUGGAUUCUAUAAAACAUCUGUUUUCACUUCAACUAGUGAGGGAAACCAAAAGAAGAGAGAGAAAGAGGGGUGGAAUAAUCAAAAUAUUUGUUGUUUGUCUGAGAACUCGACUCCUCUAACACCAACCAACCAACCAACGUUUUUCAAAGGUCAGCUGCAAAAAGAAAAAGGUUUUAAAUAACUCAAGGAAGAGGAAGGAGAGGGAAAAAGGGCUGGCUUUAGAUCGGUAUCUAACAUACAACAAGCAAUUAUUGCUUUCGUUUAGCUUAACUGUGAAGCAGAAAAAAAGAGGGUUUCUUUCUCGGAUUCAAGACUGUGGCUGCCAUUUUUCAGGCCAUGCUUUUGAAAGCACUGAAGCUGCAAAAAGCUUAAACAAGAAGGGGGGAAUGCAAGUCUCCUGACUUGGACCGUGAUAUAUCAAAGCGUAAAGGAAGGCCUUUUUUCACUACACAUAACUAAACUACCGUCUGUGUAAUCGUCAUCAAUGCACAGGGCAUCCCAGCCCCACCUUCUCUUCUUCGCUUAAACCACCAUCUCUCCCGUUUCACUUUCUAACAUUUCUCCAAAAUCCCAUAUUUUCUCUCUCUUUACAAGUGAAACAAACAACAAAACAAAAGGUAAUAAGGGGUUAGUGUCGGGGGAGGGAGGAAUUGAGUUUGUGAGAAAGGAAUGAAAGUGGAAUGGAGGUGGAUGGGAUUCAGACACAAGCCUCUAAGUUCUCAAGAGUUGGUAGUGGUGGGAGAAAUGAGUCAAGCAAGAUAGGUCAGAGAGGUAGUGACAACUACCCUGAUGACAAAGAAGAUAGAGCUCUCAUCAAAAGGGAUAGUGCAAAUGGCGGUGGAGUUGAUGGUCUAGCUGAUGUUAACAAGCUUCGAGGUUGGCACCAUUCCUCGAGAAUUAUUAGGGUUUCUCGAGCCUCGGGUGGCAAAGAUCGGCACAGCAAGGUUUGGACUUCAAAAGGGUUGAGAGACAGGAGGAUAAGGUUAUCUGUCACCACAGCUAUACAGUUUUAUGAUCUACAGGAUCGAUUGGGGUAUGAUCAGCCUAGUAAAGCAAUAGAGUGGCUAAUUAAAGCAGCUGCUGAUGCAAUUUCAGAGCUUCCUUCACUUAACACAUCAUUUCCUGAUUCUCCAAUGCAAUUAAGUGGUGAGAAAAGAACAAGUGGGGGAACUGAACAAGGGUUUGACUCAGCUGAUGUCGAGUUAAAUGGUGAACCAAAUAAUUACCAACAAAACCAAACUCAGCAGCACCUUUCUUUGUCCAAAUCAGCUUGCAGUAGCACGUCUGAGACGAGUAAGAACUCUGGUUUAUCCCUUUCGAGGUCCGAGAUCCGUGUUAAGGCUCGGGAACGGGCAAGGGAAAGAGCAGCAAAAGAAAAGGAGAAAGAGAAAGAGUCUCGCAUUCCAGAUCCACAAAAUGUGAACCCCGUUUCUCAAAACUCUUCCUUCACCGAGUUGCUCACGUGUGGCAUUGGCAGUGUUAGCAACACUGACACUAAUCCUACAGCUUCAGCUCAUCAAAACCCCAGGCAGUGGCCUGUCACUCAAAUGGAUUACUUCACAACGGGGCUCCUUGGACCUUCUUCUUCUUCUUCCUCUAGAAACCAUUCUCCAGGUUUUCCUGGACAAAUCCAACUAGGAAACCCUUUGCCCCAACAAAUACUAAUACCGCAGUUCACCGUGUCGGGUGAAAACCAUCAAGAGUUGCAUCAUUUUUCGUUCGUUCCUAAUACUGAACAUCUGAUACCGGUGGCAACAACACCAGUGGUGCCAGGGGGUGACUACAACCUCAAUUUCACCAUCUCUUCCGGCCUUGCUGGUUACAAUAGGGGGACCCUUCAGUCCAAUUCUCCUUCCUUUUUGCCUCAUCACUUCCAGAGGUUUUCUUCUAUAGAAGGAUCACCACCCUUCUACAUUGGCACACCACCAGUGGACAACCAUCACCACCAUCAGUUCCCAGCUGGAUUAGAAGGCCGCUUGCAGCUCUGCUACGGGGAUGGAAGCAGGAUCUCAGAUCAGAAAGGAAAAGAAAAGAACUAACCAGUUUACUGGAAAAGUUCCCUCUUGCCCCGUAUUUUUUCCCUGAAAAGAGAAGGAAGCAGUGAGUGAAUGCCUUUCCCUUCCUGCAUUGGAUGAUGGAUACCUUUAUUGUUUGUGCUUCUGAUAAUUGUUAGUAUUUAUGAUUUAUCCAUUUUGAAGUCAUGAUUCUGCUGGCUUCGGCGUAUUGGGAUAUAAUUUAUCUAUGCCUGCAAAAAGCCUUGUGUGUUUCCAACAAGUAUAACUAAACAUAAUUUGAUUGAAGUUAAUUAUUUUCUUUUCAUCCA